This is a messenger RNA of Zonotrichia albicollis (white-throated sparrow), 7556 nucleotides long. It is a transcript of the gene CYTH4, whose product is annotated as cytohesin 4. Gene Ontology annotation, biological process: regulation of ARF protein signal transduction. NCBI's taxonomy places the organism in Eukaryota, Metazoa, Chordata, Aves, Passeriformes, Passerellidae. Gene Ontology annotation, molecular function: guanyl-nucleotide exchange factor activity. The record is from RefSeq and is a predicted model, not a curated record.
UAUUGUGUGUCUUUUUGGGGUGAGGGCUCUGUGCUCAGUUUGAUGGAGAAGAGCACACCAUGAAAUCCCAGCAGCCAGAGUGGGUGCUGUGGCUGGAGGAAUGACAUGCUGGAAGAUCCCUGGUGGUACAGUUAAAUGCUUAUCAGUUUUCAGCAUUAAGCAUGGGCUUCUUUUUACUUGCUCUCCUUUCCCAUCGGGAGAAAUUUCCCCACAGGUUUGAAUGGCCUUUGUGCUGAGAGUGUUCCUGCUCUGAUUCCUUCGGCCAGCGGUGCUGGGCCGAGCUGGGAACUGACUCCUCGGUGUCAGUGGCAUAUGUGACACCUGGGGUGGUGACCAUUGUAGGCUUUGGCUGCUCUCACUGAACUCUGGCAAGCUCCUCGCUGGUGUUUCCCUACAGAUGCCAGGAGCUGGCUUGCCUUGGUGGAGCCUCUCGUGCAGUUGGGCAUCCCAGCGUAACACCCGUGCAAGACUUUUGGUGCUGGGGCCUCCCUUGCUUAUGGCCAUGUUCGAGGUAGACAACUGUAUUGGGGUUCUGGAAGCUCCAGGGGAUCUACAGGUGGGCCUGCCUGGUCCUGAAAUAAUCUCAGUGGGCAGAUGUGAAUGAGGGAAAAUGAACCACAUCUGAGGAACUGAGAGAGAUCUUAGGUUUUAUUUCCUGCCUUGGAAGGUGGUGGAUAAAGUGGUUGGGAUUCAGCAAAGAAAGGCAUGCACCAGACUGAACAUUUCCAGCUUCUGGCUGAGGAAGCUCUGAGUGUGUCAGAGAGGGAGAGCUGAGUGGGAACAGGCUGAACAAAGGAGGAAAAAGGAUCACCUUGUACUAUCUCUUCUCAUUCAGACUCUGUCCCCUCAGGCUUUUGUGUAUAGGAUAUGGAGAGUGAAAGCAAAAAGCAGUGCCCAGUUUCAACAACUGUUGUGCACUUUUUAGCUCGGAGGUGUAUCGGCAAGGAAAGGGCAUGCUCAAGCUGCAUACCAACCUUGCUUGCCAGGGAAAUUGGUGGUACCUAUAGGAGCUGAGUUCUUGUCAGCAUCUGACUGGUACUGAAUGUUGGUGAAAAUGGGUCUCCUGAUCACCCAGCCCUCACUGUCUGAAAGCAACUGUGGGCAAAGGUUCUGCAGGACAAACUGGGCAGGAGGAAGGAUAACUGAUAUUUUGCUAUUUAUUUUGGACUGUGCCUUCAAUAGAAACUGGGGGUCUCCUAACUGAAGGUCUGACACAGUCAUUCACUCAAGUUACGUGUUACUGCAUUAAUUAUGUCUUGAAAGUGACACGUUCAAGCAAGUGUACUUUCAAGACAGUAUACACACUGCAAUAUCACAAGGAGAUCCUAUUCAGGCACUGUGGGGCUUUGCUCAGUUCUGGGUAGAGGCAGAGCCUGGAGACAGGCAAUGCCUGGAGAGAUGUGAUGGCUCUGACUGAUGGUUUUGCUCAAUCCCAUCCUGUCUUUCCACAGCUGGGUCAGAAAGUGGGUUUGUUUGAUGCUGAACUCCCUUGGAACCCAAGGCUGCCACCAGAAACAUUUUCCAGUGAGCUUUAGAGUACUGAAUGCAUUUGGAAUUGCUCAGUUGUGGCAUGAUUGUCCUGAAGGUCAGAGGUGCCUGUACACCUUUCUCUGGGGCCACUCCUACCUGGAGACAUGAUGGUCCUGCUAAGUGCACAUCUGUUCAAUGCCUUGGGGAGGCUGCUCUCACUGCAGUAUGUGUCCUCUUCCAGCUUCCUUCAGAACCCUCUCAGGACUGUCUGAGUGAGGCCACAGAGCAGGUGUGCCAAGCCCUUGAGCUGGAUGUGUGGCACAAAGGGAGCAGACUGGUGCUGUGGUGUCCUGUGCUGGAUGUGUGGUCAAAAGUCAUGGAAAGCUAUCCUGAAGAAUGGGUGUAAGUUGUCACGUGAGAUAAGGGGACCAGUAGACAACAUAAAUUCUUCUUCCCAGCUUCCCUCCUGUAGCUGGAAUGUGCAAAUUAAAUCUAUUUGGAUUUAUAUUGAAUUUGCUCUCACACGAUCUGGCAGAGAACUGUGGAGUGCUGCAGGAGGGAGAUGUACAUGGCUGGAGGGAAUUGAGGAGUAGAAGGCUUUGUCAUCUCUCUGCUACUAGACUGGUACCUAUCUGUGGAGGUGGUGGUCUGUACUGGAGAUGACACAGCAGCCAUAUUAAAAAAAAAAAGGAAUUUCAGGUGAAAUUUUUCUACCAGGGAGGUUCCUUCAAGCAGAAGCUGCCUAUUGGGCUGCUCUGCUUUUGUGCUGCUGUGGGUGGAGGUGCCCAAACCCUUUAGCAGCGAUACUCAAAGCCCUCCAUUGCCUUGCAAAUGAGCCUGAUGAACCUUUGCUGUCUUACCACAAGUGUGUAACAUGGGUCUGCAGCAGUGGCACAGAUACAAUCAUUCUUCUUAACCUUCCCCUGCUGCUUCUGCAGUUCAUCCUUCCAGCCCUCCUGGGUGGUCAUUUCCCACUUACCUCUGUGCUUCAAAAGCUAUCUGACUAUUCCUAUAAUUUUCCAUGGAACUGAAAGCCACUGAACACCUGGGUGGUUGAGCACAGCCCUUUGCACUGGGAAAUGAAACCAGCAAAGACAGAACUCUCUGCUCGCCACACAAGUACCCAGAUGUUUGGGCAACUCUGAGUUGCCCUCUGGGCAGGGAGGCUGAAGGCAUAAACCACACAACUGGAAUUGAAGUUUGUCCUUAGUGACAGCACUGAAAAUACAACCCCGGUCAGUUUGUGAAGAACUGGCAGGUCUUUCUAUGUGGGUCUGCCCUGACAGUGGGAAAACAACCUCAGGGGCAGGUGUAAGACCCACAAAUGUGAUGCUGAUGCACUUUCCUUUCAACAUUUGCUCUCUGAAAAUAAAUUCCAACCAACAACCUAAUGUUCUCUCUGGAGAGGAUACUAACCAUUUUUUGUGUGUCUGAACUGGAAAACUUUGGUGUUGGCUGGGCUGAGAGCAUCCUUCUGAAACCUGCGCAUGUUUUUGUGGUGUGCUCUUCAUCAGGGUGAAAUUUCCCCAUGUGCAGAGAACCCUGACCAGGGCUAUGCUUCACCUGUGUGCUGACCUAGUCCUAGAGGGAAGUAGAACUGAGGUGGUACUGAGGACUUCAACAAGGCAUGGACCAUUUUCUAAGGCAACCAAGGACUUAAGCUGUAUAGGAAACCUGACAAAGACCAUCUCUGCAGCUCAGUCUAAAUUGCUCUAAAAGUUUGAUCCAUCAAUUUUUUCCAAACUCUGUCACCCUUUCCCACCUUUUUACCCCUUGAUUCCUUCCCCUUCUCUGUGACUCCUCCUUUUUCUCCCCUGCCCUCCCUCCCCAACACAGUCCUUCCCACACUUUUCUCAUUCUGACAAACUCGGCAGGUGGGAGUUGGGGUUUCCAGAUGUUCAGGAGGGAGGGGGCCUGUGUUAAUUACAGCCUUGCUGGGGGUCGUGUGGGUGAGAUGGCAUCCCUGGGGAGCCUCAUGACUCUGCGAUGCUUUAGUAGACACAGAACAACUGAAGCAAAGCAACCAGCCACACCACAGAGUUUGCUGAUGGGGUGGGGAAGGCAAGGUUCCUCAGGGUUGUCCUCCUAUGGUGCUUUUGUGGAAAGAAACACAGAGCAAAAGGUCUUCGUUGUAAUUUGUCAAGGAGUCACCCCAGUGAUUCCACAAUUACAAGCCCUGACAGGAAUGAGAGAGAUACAGCUGGAGAGAUGGAGAUGCCAGCCUGAUCUCCUGCAGACACCACAACUGCAGGAUACAGAAAUUAAGCUGAAGAGCCUGGGCACUGCUCAGAGGCCCAGGGCUGACAUUUAAAGGGAAGUCUGCAACCUACCAGCCAAGUACCAGAGCUACUGCAUGGUUUUGGUUGGUUUUCUUUGUGGUUUCUUCUCAUUUGUUUGUUUUUUGUUUGCUAACCUUCCUGCCUGCUUUGGUUUUCCCCUCACCUACAGGUUUGGCCGUUGCAAGCUUUUGGAUGCCUUUUUCCUUCCCUCUUGACUGGCUUCAUCAAUCAGACAGCCUCUUGUUGCUCUUCACAAGGGCUGCUUGCAGGGCUGGGAGGGCACAUGGGUCCUUCCCAGCCUGGAUUCAUGCUGGCUUCUUGUCCUCUGCUUUACCCCCACAGACUCAGCAGCCUCUCCCCAGGGAAUGCAAUGCUUGAAACCAUCAGGAAGAGUGGCAGGAAAGAGGCCGAAGCUGACAAAAAUAACAGGAACAUACUUAGCACAUGGAAACCCAACCAGCCAGAAGGAUAGGGGAGAGAUUAGGAUUGGGGAAGGAGAGUCUUUCUGAGCUGUUGUGGCCAUGACAGGAAAGAAGCAUACUAAGACGAUUGCUCUUGUCGCUUUUCCUUCUGUCUGUCGUGGCUGCUUCCUUCCCUUUUUUUCUUCCACUCACAUUUAUAGCAGUUGUUUUGCAUGUGAGAUCCACACUAAGAGAAUUUCCAGUGCAACUGGUGCUAGUUCCCCUUUUUCUGGGAUGACUGGAGGCCCAGGGGAUUUUGUUUUAUGAAACAGUGGAGCAGGGCAUCCAGUGACUUGUCCUGGCUUCCUGGGGACGCUUUAUCUUGCUGUGUUUAGUGCAGCAAGGACCCUGUCUGCAAGUUCACCAGUGAUCUCCAGUGCUCUCAGCCUUCUGCAAGCUCUGCUUUUUUCCUGGGGCCUCAUGUUCUGCUUUGUCUCCCCUCUAGGGCUACAGCCUUCUCAUUCUCCUUGCAGAAGAGGCUGUGGUUCACCUGCAUUAUAUUUAGCAGCAGUACUGUCACCCCAUUUUUUAGGUCUUUUGUGAAUCAUAUUGUGGUUGCCUUGGUUUUGCUGCUAUUUGUUUGAAUUCCUGUACAUUACAAGGAAGCCUAUUCAUAUUUCUGCAUUUUCUGUUCACAGAACAACUGUUUACAGAACAGCAGCCACUUAAAGACAUUCCUUUUUCAGCAAGGCUUUCAUCACCUAGAUCCAACUUGGAAAACCUUGAUUUUCUCUCUUAAGCCAUUUCUGACUCCAGCUAUGGCAGAUCAACUCAUGAAGCCAGUGGUUUCUUGGGAGGUUUGGAUGUAGAUGAAGUUUUUAGGUCAUAGACUUUCAGUACCUAAAGAUGACUGACAUAACCACCACCAGAGAGCAUUUAGUGAGACCUCUUCACCGUGCUCAGGGCGAGCAGAAUUGGCUGAAUAGGCAGUGGGUGCCUGCAGGGUCAGCUAAGAGGGCUGUGCAGAGCCUCUGGCUGCAAGGAGGGGGGUAUGGUCUGUGUGCACACUCUGGGCUGAGAACCAUUGGCAAGGCAAAGGUGAGGUGCAGAGGUUGCAACAGCAGGGAGCGCAGAAAUCAGAGUUGCUGUGGAAUGACCUUAGGAGAAGAGUCAACUGGCUUGACUGAGGCUGAAGAGGCUGAAAUAGAGACAAUCAGGAAGCACAGGCAGGAGCUUUUGGAUGACAUUAAGAAGCUGAAGGAGCAGAUUGAUGAGAUGGUUGCAGAGAUUGAGCGUUUCCAACGUGAAGAGGAGAAGCAAGUGGCAGACAGUAAUCCUGGAGAGCAGAUCAGCAAGCAGUCAGAGAGGGAUAAAAUUCUGUCCCUGGGCCGGAAGAAAUUCAACAUGGAUCCUGAAAAGGGGAUCCAGUACCUGAUAGAGCACCAGGUGUUGUCUUCAGACCUUCAGGAGAUUGCCAGAUUCCUCCACAAGGGUGAAGGCCUGAACAAGACAGCCAUUGGGGAUUACCUGGGUGGGAGGGACCCCACAAACAUUCAGAUCCUGCAGGCCUUUGUGGCAUGUCACCAAUUUGCCAACCUCAACCUGGUGCAGGCGCUGAGACAGUUCCUCUGGAGCUUCCGGCUGCCUGGGGAGGCGCAGAAGAUUGACAGGAUGAUGGAGGCCUUUGCCAACUGGUACUGCAAGUGCAACCCAGGAGUGUUCCAGUCCACAGAUACCUGUUAUGUACUCUCCUUCUCUAUCAUCAUGCUUAACACCAGCCUGCACAACCCCAAUGUGAAAGACAAACCCCACUUUGAAAGGUUUGUGUCCAUCAACAGAGGCAUUGACAAUGGAGGGGACCUGCCAGAAGAGCUUCUAAAGAAUCUGUUUGAGAGCAUAAAGAACGAGCCGUUCUCCAUACCAGAGGAUGAUGGCAACGACCUCACCCACACUUUCUUCAACCCUAACCGUGAAGGCUGGCUGGUGAAACUAGGAGGACGUGUGAAAACCUGGAAACGCCGCUGGUUCAUUCUGACUGAUAACUGCCUCUAUUACUUUGAAUAUACCACGGACAAAGAGCCUCGGGGCAUCAUCCCCUUGGAGAAUCUAUCAGUCCGGAAGGUGGAUGAUCCCAAAAAGCCAAACUGCUUUGAACUCUUCAUUCCCAACUGCAAAGGGCAGAAGAUCAAAGCCUGCAAAACAGAUGGGGAUAGGAAGGUGGUUGAAGGCAAGCAUCAGUCCUACAAGAUCUCAGCAGCCACUCCAGCAGAGCGUGAUGAGUGGAUUGAGGCAAUACGGACCAACAUCUCACAGGAUCCUUUCUAUGAUCUGGUCUCUGCCCGUAAGAAAAAGAUUGCCAGCAAAAACUGAACCAUGACCUGGUCACGGCAUCAGAAAGGUGGAGGUUAUUGGACAGCUUCCCUCUCACACUGGGCUCUUCCAGUGAGGAAAUUUGGGAGCUUUGGUUCCAUCUGCCUCCCACCUGGCAGGCAGAUGACUGACAGGACAGCUUGCCCUCUGCCUCUUCCCCUUCCAAACUGAAGGCAGAGGUGCAGGGUGCGAUCCACUGAGGACUCAGAACUGUGGGCAGGGGGUUGCCCAUGUCCGAACAUAAAGGCUCAACAGCAAUUGGCCUUUGGGUUCUCCCAUGUAGGCCCAGACAUGUGGGACAGGAUCUGAGAGGAAAAAGGAAUGUCUGCACAGUGUCUCCAGCCCUGCCUGUUGUCACACCAGGCCAGGGUAUUUUUCUGUGAGGGGCCAUGUAGAUUCUCUUGGAGCUGAGCAUCUCCCAGUCAGUUACAGAGCAGAAAGGCCCCAAUGGUUUCUCUUCCAUGAACAGAUGUGUAGUGGUUGUGGGGUGGAGGCCACCAAUAUUUAGAAACUUGCUGUGAAACCAGAUGUCAAAGUAAGAUCAGAAGCCCUCAGUUCAGAAGAAAUCCCUUUCUCCCUUCCUACAUCCUGUAGUGAGGGCUGUAAUCCUGGGAAGUCCCUGCUCAGUAACUGUGCCAUAAAUGUUAAAAAGUUAGAGAUAAUUGAAUCCCUAUCCAACAUAAGGGCUAACUGAGCAGAGAGAUGCUGUGGGACCAGGAAAGCAGCUCUGGGUGUUUUGUUUUUCUUUUUUGAGACUCAGGGAUCACCACAGAUUUCCUUAGGGAAGAAAUCCAAACUCUAGCUCACCUCCUGGCUGAUGGCUCCCUGACAAAGGCUGGUUCCUUGAGCAGCUCAGAGGCCUGGGUUUUGUAUCUGAAAGUUUUGCAGUCAGAUGGCAUGAAAAAAUGGAGGUACAUAUACCUACCUCCCCACCAGCACACACACAGAGGCAUUCAUUCCCAUCUUCAUACAAUGGUAUCAUCUGGAGCCUGGGGGUUUUGUCUCUUGUGUAAAGAGAGAAAUAAAAAGAGGUUAA